This is a messenger RNA of Zerene cesonia (dogface butterfly), 8697 nucleotides long. RefSeq names its product adenomatous polyposis coli homolog. Gene Ontology annotation, biological process: nervous system development; pattern specification process; Wnt signaling pathway. Gene Ontology annotation, cellular component: catenin complex; cytoplasmic microtubule; beta-catenin destruction complex. Gene Ontology annotation, molecular function: microtubule binding; beta-catenin binding; gamma-catenin binding. Bases 455 to 7591 code for a protein of 2378 amino acids. The record is from RefSeq and is a predicted model, not a curated record. NCBI's taxonomy places the organism in Eukaryota, Metazoa, Arthropoda, Insecta, Lepidoptera, Pieridae. The transcript has 15 exons.
GACUGAGCGUCAGUCGGUCUCGCGGCACGCGGUCAUUGCGCGCGCAUCGACCGCUGUUCUCAAUUCAAAUUUAAAUUUCGAACGCGAUCGCGAAUUUUUGUUUUCUUCUUCUUAUUUAAAUAAUGCAGUGACAUUCGACGACGGUCAUGUGUUAUUAUGAAGUGCCAGUGUUGUGUACAAAUUGUUUCGCUUGAUUGGAGUACUAAACGUAGUUGUGGGUACUCUUUGGUUUCAGGCACCGGUGCCUUUUGUCUAGCGGUUGCGUUGGUACAGUUAUGAUUAUUCCGACUUUCUAUGGAAAUAAACAUUGCGAAUAAAUAUAGCCUUAGCAGAACUCAGCAGUGCAAUUACCGAUGACUUAUUUACAUAAAGUGAACGAUAACAAACUACACAAUGAGUAACAAGUGAAAACAUUUAAAUAUACUCCCCACUAAUUGAUCCGCUGGAAGCGAAAAUGAAUCGCGAUUACUACAGAGUGAUGUACAGUAGCAGAAACUCGAACCGUCCCAUAGCCAAUACUCGUGAUGUUCUCGACAAUGACACGGAGUUCAAUGCGAAUCAGUUCAAACUUUACGACGAUUUCACCACAGAUCUGCGUAUAAACUUUAAUUCUGUAAGAAAUUUUCAUGAAGUCAUGAGACAUGAGAGACGCAGGGGUGAUCCCAACGACUCCGGCGUCGAUCUUGAGAAUGGGAACCCGCUGGAUUAUGUAACGACAAAUGAUAGCGAUUUGUUGGAGAACGAAGUUAUGGUAGAUCCUUGGAGCAGUAUGGACUCAUCUAAUUCGCCAUUAACUGAUUCCGGACCAUCCGCUAGUGACGACUGCACACCCUCAACGUCGAGUGAAACGCGAAAACCUGUCGGUGCAUCAUCUCCUGUGACAUCGGACACGCGCCGCAUUCCGGACCCAAAAGAAACCAAACCAAGCCAAGCAAGAAAUAAAGUAACGACGAACGCAGACAAAGCGCGGGUCCGCGAUUUUACUUUAGACUUAGAUACACUAGAGCCUGACGCUAUCCCACGCCGUUCGCGUUUCCUCGAUGAAGAUUUUCAACUUCAUUCCAAGACUAAUAUAGAAUGCCGAAUUCCAAAACCACAUUUUCUCGAUCACUCACCCUCGCCUGAUGAAUUCGAUGAACGUAGUGAUAUUACAAAUCCCAACUUUCUAGAAGAUGACGACGAUGACAGUCAAGCACAAAAGAAAAGUGGUGCACUUCCAAAAAGACAAUCAAAAACACCGUCUUCCUUGUACACUUCAGAUGAAAAACCACAUCGGACAAGUUAUCGAAGUACCUUACAUUACGGGCUGGAGAGUGCAGCUAGAUCGAGUGAACGACAUAAAAGAGCCUCUCAACUUUACACAGGGACCUGGCCAGGAGAACGCGACGUCUGGACAGGUCACGAUUCAUCAAGCGUUCGAAGUUUCUCCAGUAACGGAUCCGGCGAUUAUCCACGGCCAUCGUCGAAUUUAGAAAAUAAAAUGGAGUGCGUGUGCUCCUUAAUAUCCUUGCUCAGUUUAUCUCCUGAAAAUAACGCUGACUUGAGCGGUCCUUUACUUGAUAUGAGUAGAUCUGUUGAAAGUUGUAUAGCUAUGCGACAAGCUGGCUGUAUACCGUUACUAGUUCAAUUAAUACAUUCAAAAGUCGCCAGAGAAACAAGAGACCGCGCUGCAAAAGCGCUUAGAAAUAUCAUUCACACGCAAACGGACGACAAAGCAGGGAGACGAGAAGCGCGAGUAUGGCGGCUAUUGGAACAAGUUAGAGAAUAUUGUUAUGUAUUAGAAGACAUUGUAGAAGCUAGGAGAGAGGGAAAAGAAGCAACGGAAGAUGAUACAACGAAACACCCGAGUCAAAGUGUGGCUGCCUUGAUGAAAUUGUCAUUUGAUGAAGAGCAUAGACACGUGGUGUGCCAACUAGGUGGUUUACAAGCGUUAGCGGCGUUAGUGAGCGGUGACCAAGCAGCACACGGAAGCAGAACUGAUGACAGCACAUGUUUAACUAUGCGCAAGUACGCAGGCAUGACACUUACAAAUUUGACAUUUGGAGACGGAAAUAACAAGUCCUUGUUGUGUUCAUUCAAAGAAUUCAUGAUGGCGCUGGUCGAACAAUUAGAAUCGCCAAACGACGACAUGCGGCAGGUAACUGCAGCCGUCCUCAGAAAUCUAUCGUGGCGUGCAGAUACUAACAGUAAACAAGUUCUAAGAGAAGUCGGCGCAGUGAAGGGUCUCACAAAAGCCGCGAUGACUUGUCAGAAGGAAGCUACCCUCAAAUCUGUACUAUCCGCGUUGUGGAACCUCACAGCGCACUGUUCUAUGAACAAAGUUGCUUUAUGUUCUGUCGAUGGAGCUCUAGGCUUCCUCGUUGAUAUGCUUAGUUAUAACUCCCCAACCAAGACCUUAGCGAUAGUCGAGAACGCAGGUGGUAUCAUGCGGAAUGUGUCCAGUCACAUUGCCGUUCGCGAAGAUUACAGACAAAUUCUCCGCGAGAGAAAUUGUUUAAGUGUCCUCCUACAGCACCUGAAGUCGCCGAGUUUGACUGUAGUUAGCAACUCCUGUGGUACUCUAUGGAAUCUAUCAGCGAGAUGCCCUCAGGACCAACAAUUUUUAUGGGACCACGGGGCAGUGCCGAUGCUUCGAAGCCUCAUACAUUCCAAGCAUAAAAUGAUAGCCAUGGGAUCCAGUGCUGCCCUCAAAAAUCUUUUGAAUUCAAAACCUGGCAAAACUCACAUAAUUUCUUUAGACACGACAGCGAGAAAUAUGAACUUACCGGCAUUACCUACUCUCGGUGCGAGAAAACAAAAAGCACUAGAACAAGAAUUAGACCAAAAUUUAGCUGAAACUUGCGACAACAUCGAACCUGCAACUUCUCCGAUGACAAGUAAUAGAGAGGAGAAGAAUCUUUUUGUAGCGACAGAGAGGCAAAUUGCUAUGAAUCUAGAAAGACAUAGAAUGACAUCUAGCUCACCUUUAAUGGGUUCCUUAGCAUCGCAAAUAUCAUUAAGUCAUAGUGCGCAUCUUGCAAGUUAUCUAAGUUGCAGCAAUACUUUGUUAAAGGGAGCUUUGGUAUCUCGUUCAGCGACAGGAGGCAGUUCGAGCAACGUAAAUAGAUCAGAUAGCAAAGACUCCGUAACGAGUACACAUUCGGACUCAGUUUUCGAAAGGGUUAUGCGUACCGGUAAAGUGCCAGUACCGACACCUAGAAAUAAAGAUCUAAUGAAAGUAGAUAGCGCAGACGGUUUGAAAAAUUCAAGAACUCUUGCAAAGACUCCUGCUUAUUUGAGAUACGGCAAUCAACCGCCCAUCCCGCCUCCGAGAAGUACGACGGAUAUGAGAACUAAUUACACAGAAUCUGGUUAUGACGUCGACCAGGAUUCUUGCGACCAACCGAUAGAUUUUAGUAGAAAGUACUCAGAGACAAAGAAUGAAUCUGAGCCCGCCGAGAAAGUUGAAGGCAAAAAGUAUACCAAGAAAGAAAACGCAAGCGCAUUUGGCGAUUAUCAGGAGACGGAUCUCGACCAGCCAACUGACUACUCUCUCCGCUACGCUGAACACCAAUCAGAAACAGGAUCAGAUAUAUCUGAACCUCCAGGACCAUCUAUAAACGAAGACACUAUAAAACAUUUCGCAACUGAAGGCACGCCAUACGAAACGCCUAUAAUCUUUUCUACGGCCACCUCUAUGUCCGAUUUACGCAUUAUCGGUAAAGACGGUAAACCCAAAACAUCGAACGUAAAGGAGCAUCCCGAAGCCAUGACACACUCUGAUGAAAAAGACACGUGUUCUAUUGAAGAUCCACCGGGGCACGAUAACGAUAGAGCGAUUUCAACACCACAGACAUCCGCACCAGUUGUGGGGAAACAAGAGAUAUUUGAUACCAAAUUCAGUUCAGGUAUGAUCAGCCCUGAAAAACCCGUGAACUACUGCGAUGAAGGCACGCCCGGUUAUUUCUCCAGGGUUAGUUCAUUGAGCAGCUUAGGAGAGCCCACCGAGGAGGACUGUUUGGCUAAGAAGAAUGCUCAAGCGACGAUCAAUGUGGAUCCAACGCCGGAAGAUCUAAGUACUAGCACACCUGGAAAAGAUAAAGAAGGCUCGAAGGCGGUGACGUUCGCGACGGAGCCGGCGGCGGCGCAGGACGCGUCCGGCGUGACGUCGGCGCGCACGGGCUCGCCGCAGCGCUUCAUAGAGGACACGCCGCUCAUGUUCUCGCGCUCCAGCUCGCUGGGCUCGCUGCCGGAGUGCUCGCAGCAAGACGACCAGGGCUCCGUCGUGUCGGAAGUCAGCCGCCUCACGUCGGGCUGCAUAUCGCCGAGCGAGAUCCCGGAUUCCCCCGGCCAGAGCGUGCCGCUGUCGCCGCGCUCGCGCCACCGCCCCCAGCCGCCCACCGAGCCGCACACGCCGCCGCCGGAAGACCGCCAAGUGUCGGUGUUCGAGGAGAGAGUGUCGCAGUUCGUUGUGGAAAACACUCCUGCGCACUUCUCGCGGAACACCAGCCUAUCCAGUCUCACCAUCAACGAUGAGCAUAAACCGCUGGCCGAUACGUCGAAUCCUGAACUGGACACGUCGCCGGGCGCCGAGGUGGAAGAGCUCGGACAUGACAGGGAACCUGGCUCGCUGCCGGAUAACAACGACCUUAAUAAAUUAAUGAAAGACACGCCGCUGUCGGCGGAGUCGCCGCGCGUGUACUGCACGGAGGACACGCCGGCGCCGCGCUCGCCGUCGGGCCGCUCGGCGCUGUCCCCGCUGUCGGCGCUGUCGGCGCUGUCGGCGAUGUCGGCGCUGUCGGCGGAGGAGGAGCGGCGCGCGCGCGACUCCAGCGACAGCUCCAGCGACGCGGCCGACCUGCUCGCCGAGUGCAUAGAGAAGGGGAUCGCGCAGGUGGUGAAAAACAAAGGGCCGCCAUCCGAGGUGUCGUCUGCUAAUAUCCACAACACACGUGACGAUGUUUAUCAUUCGCUACCGUCGUAUCUGCGUUCGUCCACAGAGACGGUCAUGCUGUCACACGACCUGCCAAGGACCAUUCGAGACAGCGUGAGUGCAGCGUGUCCGCCGCCACUGCCGCCCAAAGUGCCGCCCGACGCGCCGCCGCGGCCGCGCCCGCCCGCGCACAGCUCGCAACUUAUUGACGAGCAUCGAGAAGCUCACGACAAACCAACGAGCGUGCUCCGCAGCAAACCAAAGCUACCGGCCACGUCCAACCUCGCGCGUAACGACUCGCUCAGCUCACUCAGCCUGGACUCCUUCGGCUCCACGGACAGAGAAAUAUUUGAAGAGACCGUCAAGGCCGGCCUCUCCAGCGUCAACCCGAGAGCACAAUACACCCUAGACAGCAAGGGAAAGGCGCAUUCCGUGGAACGACCCGCGGAAUUCUCCCGACAUUCCAGACACCACAAGUCUUUGGAUAGAAGCGACAAGAUCGCUCACAAUAAAGCAAAAGUAAAAGAUCCAGAAUUCGAGCGGAAUCUCGCUUCUGGAGUGUACAACAUUAAACAGUCGAGUAAAGUGAAGAGAUUGGACCAGGAGCUCGCGAUGAAUAGGUCGCCGUACUUCGGGGAGAGCUCUGGACUGACGCGGCAUAGGCUCUCCAGGUACUACGAUGAAGGACCACCGAGCUUGCCCGCCAGGAUGGACGAUAGAAGACUGGACAGAAGUAACUCGUUGAGCUCAUUGAGUAACGAUUCUUUCGGUUCCACGGAUAAGGAAGUAUUCGAGAGAUGCGUGCGCAUGGGCAUGGCCAAACCGACAAAGAAACGUGACGAGAAACUGCGCGUUCGCAGCGACGACCGCCUGGAGGUGAGAGAAUCCCGCCGCAGGAAGAAGGAGAAGACACAAGGCGCGCUCGACAAAAUGGUCGGGGAGGAGUAUUCGAAAGAUCGCGCCAUUUUAGAGGAGGUCAUCGCUCGCGGCGCGGGCGAGCUCAAGGGAAAAGAUGGUCAUAGCCAGGGGCAGGGGCAGAAUCAGAAUCAGUCAAAAAACGUCCCGGCGCAGACACCGACACCUGUUGCGCCGGAUCCACAUUUGGAGAGCUUAAAACAACGUCUAGCUGCUAAGAAGACUAUCAAGCAGAAACGCAUUGAAGACGCUGAGAGAUUUAGAACUCGAACGUUGAGUGAAGACAUUCCACCUUCACCCACGUUCGUAACAAAAGACGCAAACUUUGAAAAUGUCGAAACCACUACCGGCUACGAUAGCUUAUCGUCGAAUGAGCCAAACCAUCAACAAAUUUUAGAUGAGAAGCAAACUGAUGAUGUUUUUAGGGACGUAGAUAGCGGACAUAAUGAAGACGACUUUGAAUUGAACUCGACGCAAUUGAAAACGUAUACGAAAAGUUUUAGGAACUACUUACCGGUAAUAGAGAGCCCGGCUUCAGUAGAUAUGUGUGUAGUAAAUAACUUAAAAAAUAUUGAAAUGACUGCGUCAUACAGACGUGAGGUACACAACGAUAAAAAUCUAAAUCCCAGUACUAGUGACUUCGCAAGUUACGAAGGUGACAGUAAUUCUGAAGACAAAGCUCACUCAGAGUCUGACACUGAAGUACAUUUAAAUCCACCUAAACCAAAAAUAGUCAAACCUGAAUAUAAAAGGGACAACAGCUUAGAUUCUAAUGAGUCUGGUGAAAAGGAAACGGAAGCUCCCAAACCUGUGAGAGGAAGGAAAAAGGCUGCCUAUGUAUCCCCAUACAGGCGAAACCCACCUGCGGCAAAGAAACCGGCAACACCUCAAGUUAAAGCUAUCCCAAAAACUAGUACUGUUAAAGCGUCCACAUCUAAGACUAAUCUCAGUACAAAACCUAUCAAAACUCCGCCUAAAGCAACCAGUGCGAACUCAUCUCCUAAGAAAACUGCCCCCAGUAAGCCUCCCACAAAGACCGCACAGAAAACCAUUGCUAUACCGGCCGCUGCCAGUACCAAACCGCUCCCUCUAGUGAGACAAGGCACGUUUACAAAAGAGGAAAGCUCGGUUCCACCUAAAAACCUUCCAGUACCGGAAACUAAAAUUGCCACUCCACGAGGUAGCGCGACUUCCCCGGUCAAAUCUGUCGCAAAUACAUCACCGUCUAGAUUACCUCAAUUCAGUAGAAACAGACCGCCGAUGGCGAAAACAACUAACCAACCAAAACAAACAAAAACGUCGGCCAGACGUUCCUCUGAAUCUGCUAUGAAGAAUUCCCCAUCAAACCACAGUUUACAAAGCAACGAUAGCGGAAAGACAAUAGUUUUAGCACGCGGCUCUCGUCAAGGCAGUACGUCGAGCGUUAACUCCAUCUCAUCGCCCAAAUCGAAAGACGUCGAAAGCAAGAUUGCGAAUCUGUGGAAGAAAGCUGAACAGACUAAAAAGUUGCCCGCAAAGAAAGUCUGGAUCGAAAGCGACAAAACUGAAACGCCUAAAUUAAUCAGAAGUUCCACUUUCGAGGGGCAGCCGAAGCAAACGGUGACGACGGCCACUAAACAAAAGUCGGCCAUCGGAAUUAGAGUAUCUCAAAUACCCAGUCUCAGGCCCAAAUCCGUUCCAGCCCCGAAACCCACGGGAAGUGCCAAGAAACCGGCAUUAGCCAGAGGAUUUGUAAGAAAACCGAGCGGUCAAGUAACGUCUUGAAUCGAAAAGCAAAUGCAAGACGUGAAUAAUCGAAUUAUUUGCCGUCCCAGUUUUGACGAAAUAUUAAACCUGAGAACAAUAUUUGGACGGUAAUGACCAGCGGUAUUUAAGUGCAAUAAUUAAGUCUAAAAUUGACGAAAAAGACUAUACUUAUUUAGAAUAGAUAUUUUUAUUGUAUCAAUAAUCAACACAGAAUACCUUAUGCAAUUUACGAUUGCUGAUUAUAAUUUGAAACUUUUGCUAUAGAUUUAUCAUUAACCAGAAUCCUUUUUCACGUGUUGAUUUCUAUAAUUUAUUUAUAUGUAUAUCUGUUGCAUUUAUUCAAGUAGUAAUUUCAAAAAUAUAGAUGUUAGUUUUAAGUCUAAUCCAAUAAGUAAGCGUAACAAUAUUCACAGUUGUUCUUUCCAACUACCAAAUAUAUUCCAAUAUUGCGCAUUCGAAGUUUUUGGAAAAACAUCACAAUUUUGCGGUAUAACAUGAGCUUAUUUUCCGCUAAAAUGUCUACAGUACUUCCUCAUUCGUGUACAUAAUUCGCUUCAUACAUCCUAGUUAAGGUUACCAUUUUACAUAUUUGUAUAUUUUUCAUAAUUAUUCAUAAUAAUAAUGUAAGAAGGUCACAUCGUAUCGGAGUAAAAAUGUCGACAUAUUGAACUAUGUCCAAUUUUUUACGUCUAGUCAGUUUGUUAGUUAAGCGAGGGUAGUUCGAAAUUGGCUUAUGAAUUUUUGUAAAACGAUCCAUUUUUGUAUUUGGUGUAUAAUUUUCUAACAUGCUGUUCGCAGGAGUGCUUUAGAGUAUAACAGGAUAUAUGCUUUUUAUAAAAAACAAUGGAAUGGUCUAUGAAUGGUUUGCCUCGCUUCAAAAUUUUUACCAAAUGUCAAUUUUGAAAUAAAACUGUUUAUCCACUAAUAUACUAGGUUGGAAUAUCCAUGUUAUCCCAUGGUCUAGUACUGAUUUCUGUAUUAUUAGAACUUUUAUAAAUUAGCUUUUUUUGGCUUUGUUAGUUUUGUUUUAUCAAACGUAGGGGUUUACAUUAUAUAAAGCCACUUUAGCUAAAUAUAUAGAUGUAAGAUGCGUAUUCGAUGGUAAUAAAUCAAACUUAAAUGAA